This is a messenger RNA of Triticum urartu, 1273 nucleotides long. Its product is annotated as ubiquitin-conjugating enzyme E2 enzyme activator PEX22. NCBI's taxonomy places the organism in Eukaryota, Viridiplantae, Streptophyta, Magnoliopsida, Poales, Poaceae. Gene Ontology annotation, biological process: peroxisome organization. The record is from RefSeq and is a predicted model, not a curated record.
GAGAAUGCUCUUCCUUCCCCCGCGAAGAAGAUAAGCACAGGUGCUCCCAGUAGUCGCGCCUCGCUGGCCCCCGGUCGCCUCACACGACUCUGCGCCAUCCUCCUCCUGCUCCCCCGCCCAUCCGGCGAUCCCCCACCCACCUGAUCGGCCGCCUCCCCCAUCCCCUCCUACACCACGCAACCCCAGCCCAGGCCCCGCCGCGCGCCUCCCCGCAAUGCCGGGCCUCGCCGCCGCCGAGCAGGACGCCGUCUCGCUGGUGCGCCGCGUCGCCCGGGCCCUCAACCGCCGGAUCUCCGACCUCGUCGCCUUGCUCUUCCGCCACAAGAGCGCGGGGUCCUUCGGCGCCGUCGCGGGCUUCGCCAUCGCCGUCGUCUUCGCUUGGAAGUUCCUGCGCUCCUCCUCGACGCCCAGGCCCCGCCGGCCCGCCGCCCCCAAGCGGCCCUCGGCCGCCGGCUCGGCCGCGCCUGCCCCCGACGGCCCGGCCGAGCCCGCCGGCGACUCUGGGACGCUGACGACGCGGCAGAUCGUGGCAAGGCGGCUCGGCGGCUGCAGAAGGGUCACUUGCCAACUAGUCGGUAUUGUAUUUGAGGAGAAAACUCCCGAGGAGCUUCAGAACCAUGCCACCGUUAAGCCCUCAGUGGUGGAACUACUACUGGAAAUAUCCAAAUACUGUGAUUUUUAUUUGAUGGAAACUGUACUUGAUGAUAAGAGUGAGGAGAAUGCUCUUAUGGCCCUGGAGAAAGCCGGGCUUUUCAAUACUGGUGGCUUGAUGAAAGAAAAGGUACUCUUUUGCAGCAGUGAAGUAGGCCGAACUUCGUUUGUUCGACAGUUGGAGUCAGAUUUCCACAUCGACGCAAGCCUUGAGAUAAUUUCCCAACUAUCUCGGUUCAUUCGGUGCCAGCUGUUUGUUUCCUCCAUGGAAGGAGGGCAGCUCGCAGCCAAUGUAUUUAACUCCCCGAGCCUGGAGCAGUUCUUCUCUUGAGAAUGGUACCAAAACAAAAGGGGUUCACACCCUUUCAAGCUCCGAGGUGUCAGGCAAUUCCAUGAUGCCAGCUUCGCAGAAGGACCUCAGAAUAUAAAGUGAGGCAGGCAACCACUGCUGAUCAUGUCACCGCAGCUGUCGCUGGUUCAUUCAGUUGGCCUCGUAGUUGUGCUGUAGUUAAUAACAAUGGUAAGUUAGACUCAUGAGGUUGAUCAUAUGGCAGUGCGCUGAAGAUGUAAAUUGCAUGCAUGACACAAAGCACCAUCCUCUAUAUAAAGAGAACUUUCUUCA